Molecule: messenger RNA, 2014 nt
Organism: Jatropha curcas
Lineage: Eukaryota; Viridiplantae; Streptophyta; Magnoliopsida; Malpighiales; Euphorbiaceae
Product: beta-glucosidase 17
Biological process (GO): carbohydrate metabolic process
Molecular function (GO): beta-glucosidase activity
Source: RefSeq, a predicted model, not a curated record
CAACUCUUUUCUUGACCUUUAAAAUUCCAAUUCAAACUUAAUUGGAAGCUACAAUACGUAAUUAAAACCCUGAAAAUUCUAAGCAAGUUUAUCUUUUCUGUUUUUAUAUAUGAAAAAAGUGGAAGCUGACAUGUCAAUGAGCAUGCAGGGAACUAGUCAGAAGUUGCUGAUUCGGAAUUAAAAUUGUUUUUUUAAAUCACUAUGCUCAAUGUGAAACUAUAAAAACGUGUCGAAGUCUCAUCAUUCUUGUUUUAGAACAAGAACAAACACAGUCAGUAUUGAAGGCUUCUGUUCUAUUUUUCAGGGAAAGAAUUUGAAGGGAAUUUAUCAGAUGGCUUUGUGCAAGCAAGGAAUGAAAAAUCAACUUAGCCUUCUGCUCCUCCUCCUCCUCCUCUGCCUUCUCAAUCUUGCUUUUUUGAUCAGUUAUGCAGAAGGAAAAAGAAUAUCUCAGUCUUUUACUACAUUUAAUAGGAGCAAUUUUCCAACUGGUUUUGUGUUUGGAGCAGGAUCAAGUGCUUAUCAAUAUGAAGGAGCAGCAGCAAUGGGUGGCAGGAAACCAAGUAUAUGGGAUACUUUCACUAGACAACAUCCAGAAAAAAUUGCAGACCACAGCAGUGGAAAUGUAGCUGAAGAUUUUUACCAUCGUUUUGAGGAAGACAUUCCUCUGAUGAAAGAAAUUGGUUUAGACUCCUAUAGAUUCUCCAUUUCCUGGCCAAGAAUACUACCUGGGGGAAAAAUUAGUAGGGGAGUGAACUGGGAAGGAGUCAACUUCUACAAUUAUCUCAUCGACGAGCUUCUUUCGAAUGGUAUACAGCCACUUGUGACCUUAUUCCACUGGGAUGUUCCACAAGUUCUUGAAGAUGAAUAUAUGGGACUAUUAAGCCCUAAUAUUGUGAAUGAUUAUUAUGACUAUGUAGACUUUUGCUUCAACCAAUUUGGUGACAGAGUGAAAAAUUGGGUUACUGUGAAUGAGCCUAAUUUAAUGGCAAUGUAUGGAUAUGCAAAAGGUGAUAAUGCACCCGGUCGAUGUUCGGAUUAUAUCGGAAAUUGCAGUUCCGGCAACUCGGCAACAGAACCAUACAUUGUACUCCACCACUUACUUCUUUGCCAUGCAUCUGCUGUUAAAUUAUACAGAGAAAAGUAUCAGGCCUCUCAAAGGGGAAUUAUUGGGAUUUCAGUAUUUACAAAAUGGACAGUACCAAAAUAUCAGAAUAUUGCCAGCGGAAAAGCUGCAGAUCGAGCUCGCGAUUUUUUAUAUGGAUGGAUUAUGCAUCCAAUUAUUUAUGGUGACUAUCCAGAAAGCAUGAGAUAUUUGGUGGGUAAUAGACUACCAAAAUUCACAAGAAAGCAAGCAGAAAUGGUUAAAGGAUCCUUUGAUUUCAUCGGAAUAAAUUAUUAUACCGCAAUGUAUGCAGAUGAUGUUACAUCUUAUAGUAAUGUCAAUCUGAGUUAUACGACAGAUAGCCGAGUUAAUCUAACAAGUGAGAAAAAUGGGAUUCCUAUUGGUCAAUCAACUGGUUGCAGCUGGCUAUACAUAUACCCAAAAGGAAUUUAUGAACUUAUGUUGUAUUUAAAGAGGAAAUACAACAAUCCAAUCAUUUACAUUACCGAGAAUGGAAUGGGUGACACUGGCUCAUUGCCUCUUACCGAUGCUCUUGAAGACCAAUUAAGGAUAAAAUAUCACUAUCUUCAUCUCUUAUAUCUCUUAAAAGCUAUCAAGGAAGGUGUUGAUGUGAGAGGAUACUAUAUUUGGUCAUUUCUCGACGACUUUGAAUGGGAUUUGGGUUAUACUGUUCGAUUUGGAAUCACUUACGUUGAUUAUAAAAAUGAAUUAAGAAGAUAUCUCAAACAUUCUGCUUUGUGGUUCAAAAGACUUCUCCAAAAUGAGAACAGAACAUCAACAUCUUCUUUCUUGUACUCUCAAUGAUUAUACUGAAAUUAUAUUAAUUGUAAAGUUUUAUAAAUUUCAUUUGUAAAUUCAUUCAAAAUUGUAAUAGAAAAGAGAAGAUUAAUU